GCAUCUUGGUUGUGUGAAAUGUGAUUGAUUUUUAAAUACGCAAUAAAUGUUUAUAAGAGUAAUAAGAAGGUUUAAAAGUAAAAAUGGCUAGAAAUGAGGAAAAACAUUUUGCCAGGCUUAAUCGUUUACUUUUAGAACGUGAAAACGAAGAAAAAAAGAGAAAACACCCAAAACGUCCAAGACUGGAAAAUCUUCAUACAGUAGAUGAGAUCAAGAUGUGGUUACCACAUAUAAAACGAGAUAUUGACAUCUCUCUAAAACAAAGUCAGGUGAUAUGCUAUCCUGACAGUACAGUGCACCAGUAUCAGGAGCAGGUAGUGAAACUCGAACGAGAAUAUAAAGCUUUUGUAAGAAAAAUUAAACAACUCAAGCCAGGACUUUCAACAAUACCUUGGACUAUGCGUGGGUAUCAGGACAAAGUAGAAUGUGAAGAAACUGGGAGAAAAUGUGAAAAACACUUCCAGAUAGCUAACAAGAAAUUUGUUCCUAUAAAAACACCUCUUCUGGAUACUCUUCCAUCUAGUGAACCUGAACCUCCUCUUUCUUGUGUAAAUCCACAUUUUCUAGAUAAACCCUUAGAAUUUAGUAAAUCACAAAAUUCUUCUAAAAAGUUUAUAGAUCAUAGUAAUAAACCAGUUGAGUUCAGUCUUUUGUCAGAAAAUUCCAGGAGAGACGAGAAAUAUAUAGACAAAGCAACAGAACUCAGUCCCUCGUCUGAAAAUCCCAGAAGAGACAAGGACUGUAUAGAGAAGCCAUUAAAGUUUAAUCCUUCAUCAGAAGAGUAUGGAAGAGAUGAGAACUGUGUAGACAAACAAACUGUAUUCAAGCCAGCAACAGUAACACAUAUUAAUGGCAAAAAUGAAAAUAUUCUUUUGUCAGAAAAUCCCAGAAGAGACAAUAAAUAUAUAGACAAACCAACAGAAUUCAGUCCCUCAUCAGAAAAUCCCAGAAGGGACAAGGACUAUAUAGACAAACCAACAGAAUUCAGUCCCUCAUCAGAAAAUCCCAGAAGGGACAAGGACUAUAUAGACAAACCAACAGAAUUCAAUCCCUCAUCUGAAAAUCCCAGAAGAGACAAGGACUGUAUAGAGAAGCCAUUAAAGUUCAAUCCCUCAUCAGAAGAGUAUCAAAGAGAUGGUAACUGUGUAGACAAACAAAUUGUAUUCAAGCCAGCAACAGUAACACAUAUUAAUGGCAAAAAUGAAAAUAUUCUUGGCCUCAAUUACAGUUCAUCUGAAGAUGAUGAUGAUGAUAGAUGUACUUUUAACAAAGCACAUAAACACAAGUUUAUCUGACAAGGAAAUGUACAGUUGUACAAGAUUCUAUAUGUGCAGCCAAUCAAUUUAGCUAACUUCAUGUGAUCAGCUUCCAAUCAUGUGGUCAGUAUCCAGUCAUUUUAGCUAACUCUAUGUGGUCAGUUUUCAGUCAGUUAAGCUAACUCAAUAUGGUCAGUUUCCAAUCAGUCUAGCUAACAUCAUAUAGUUAGUUUCAAUCAAUAUAGCUAAAAUCAUGUGGUCAGUUUCCAAUCAUUUUAGCUAACAUCUAGUGGUCAUUUGAACCAGUAAUCAUUUUCAGCCACUUUCAGUCACUGCUGUUACAAGAAAUGUGUAAUAAUACUGACUUCAGUUGUGAUUACUAUGAUUUAGUGUUAAAUGUUAAGCAUAUGCUCUGCUAUCUAAAAAUGCUUGUACAUGCAUGCAUGUUUUUAAAGUUGGUAACAUAGUCUUGAAAAAGUUAAAUAUUGUUCUUAUAAGUGGUUAUUAUUAAAGGUUUUUGUUAAAAGCUAAUAUCUUAGUUUAAAAGAGCAAGUAUGAUAAAACAUAGUGACUUUAAAUGGUAUACUGUAACUGAUUUUUUUAUUAACCAACCUGUAAAUAUUUUUCUCACAAAGUGGUUUUUGUAAAGUUUCCUCUAUAAGUUGUGAAAAAUGUCAUACAAAUUGACCACUUUAUCUUUUUACAUAUUUAUGAAAAUUGCUUAUAUUAGAUCCAUAGCUUUGUUUACUACAAAGUCCCAAAUAACGUGCAAAAAAAAACAAGAAAAAUGUAAACAAAAAAUACCAUGAAUAUUACAAGUUACCCUAUGUAUUUUGUAUAGAAUACGAGCAAUUGAACUAAUUUGAUUUGUCAGUUUGUUACUCUAGGUGGAGCCCGGCAUGGCCAGGUGGUUAGGGUACUCGACUCGCAAUCUGAGGGUUGCGGGUUCGAAUCCUCGCCCUACCAAACAUGCUCGCCCUUUCAGCCAUGGGGGCAUUAUAAUGUGA
Molecule: messenger RNA, 2263 nt
Organism: Limulus polyphemus (Atlantic horseshoe crab)
Lineage: Eukaryota; Metazoa; Arthropoda; Merostomata; Xiphosura; Limulidae
Exons: 5
Coding region: 84-1295 (403 amino acids)
Biological process (GO): generation of catalytic spliceosome for second transesterification step
Source: RefSeq, a predicted model, not a curated record